Messenger RNA from Ipomoea nil (Japanese morning glory), 1714 nucleotides. RefSeq lists its product as uncharacterized. The coding region runs from base 6 to 1601 and encodes 531 amino acids. NCBI's taxonomy places the organism in Eukaryota, Viridiplantae, Streptophyta, Magnoliopsida, Solanales, Convolvulaceae. The transcript is spliced from 4 exons. The record is from RefSeq and is a predicted model, not a curated record.
UGAAAAUGGUUAGUCUUAGCUGGUGUUGGAUUAUGGUUGAAUCAAUAGUAAUCCCCAAUGGAUUCUUCAUGAAAUGGUUUUACUUGAGCUUCUAUAUCCAUCCUUCUUUUCUUGCACUUCUCCAAAUUUUCCUUUGGAUCACAAAGCUAUACACCUAUCUUCUAUCCUUCUUAGUUUUUGUUUCUAAAAUCUCCAGUUUUGUUAUCACCAAAACCCUCAGCUUCUUCAACCGUUGCUUCUGCAACAACCAAAGCCCCAGCACAAUCAUUAUUCCAACUACUUAUGGAUUCAAAACAAGCUUAUCAGUAGUCAAUAUUUCUGCGGUGAAAAUCUACCAAGAAGAAGAAGAAGUUUGUCAUGUUGUCCUAUCAAGUUGCAGCUCGAAUUCAUCGACCUCGGGGUAUGCAUCUGAUGGGAUAUUGAAUGAUCAGUUUUGGGCAUCUUCUUGUAGCGAAGAAGAAGAAGAAGAAGAAGAUGAUCAUGUCUUACUAUCGAGUUGUGGCUCGAAUUCGCCUGAAAUGGGGAUGAGGACUGAUCAGUUUCUGGUAUCAUCACCAGCUUGGAGCUCCUCAGCCGCUGAAGAAUAUGAAUUUGAUGAGAUAAUGGCUGCUGCAGGUGUUUGUGACUUAAUAAAUUCGCCACCUGCAGCCAUGGGUGAUGAUGAGGAAACCAAUAUUGAUGAUGAGUAUAAUGUUGGUGAAGAUGACGAUGAUGAUGAUGAUGAUGAUGGUCACCAGCUCUAUCAGGAAGUAACAGAUCCAUUCUACAAUGCAUAUUUACAAAAAAUGAAAUGGUUUGAUGUUCUCAAUCAUGAUAGAUUUUUCGCUACAAAAGCGAUGAUGAAUGAGAAGCAUAUUGCAGCAAGAAGGGUAGGGAAGAGCUUAGAGCAUGAUUUAGAGUUAGUUUAUGUGUCGCAGUCAUGCUUGUCAUGGGAGGCCCUACAUCAUCAGUUCACAAAGGUUGAGGCUGCUCAUAGUCAUAUGUUGUUGUUCCACAACAGCGUUGCAGAAAGAUUCCACAAGUUUCAGAUUGUGUUGGAAAGGUUUCUUGAAGAUGAGAGGUGUAGUAGUAGUGGAGGCACAACAAGGCAUUCUAAUUACAUCCAUUCAAAAUACUCUCUCCAAACUCUACUCCUUGUUCCUCAACUCUCAGGGUACCAUAAUGGAAAAAUGUCGAAUGAAGGCAUUAAAGCAAUUGAAGUGUUGAAGGCGAUAGAAAAAUGUAUAACCACGUUUUGGUUAUACGUGAAGGUGGAUACCAAGAAAUUAGGAUGGAGUAGGCCGGUCCUCGAAGACCCAAGAGAUUUGGAUCUUCUACAUGCCUUAACCAAGUUAUUACGAAAGAAGGAGGCAGCGUUGAAAAGAGUAGAAGGAAAAAGGAGAUGUUGGUUGAGGAGGAGAAGAGCAGUGCAUAUGCAGGAGGAGGAGAACACAGAAUUAAUAUGUAGAAAGAUAGAGAUGAAGUUGAUUGGGAGGGUGCUGAAGCUUCCCAUCAUCUCCACUUCUCACCUCCAAUGGUGUCAACACAAGCUUAGUAACUUAGAGUUCAACAAAGAUGGAAGCAUAAUUAGGGCAUACAAUGCCUUCUUGUUUCCUUCUUGAAACUAUCAUCACUCUUCUUCUCCCAAAAGGUUGAAUCCCCAACUCGACGGUGACUAAAUGACUCAACCGACAACGUAAAAUGCUGGUGCCCACAAGGGAUAUGUUCACUUUGA